Molecule: messenger RNA, 2213 nt
Organism: Lactuca sativa (garden lettuce)
Lineage: Eukaryota; Viridiplantae; Streptophyta; Magnoliopsida; Asterales; Asteraceae
Gene: UBP22
Product: ubiquitin-specific protease 22
Biological process (GO): protein deubiquitination
Molecular function (GO): zinc ion binding; cysteine-type deubiquitinase activity
Source: RefSeq, a predicted model, not a curated record
UAGAACAAACAGCAUUCAGUCGGUCUUCUUCGUCUCCACUCCCUGCUAAAAAGCGCCUCCUUCCCUUCCCUUCGUUUCCCCUCUUCUCCAGUAGUAACGUACCCAGCGAUAUCUUUAAUUUAAUUUCUUGAUUCAUUAACACUCUCAACAAAAUCCAAAUUUAUUUUACUUUCUUGGAAAUUGUUUAUCUGUGAUUGAUCAGCUUUUAUUUUUUUAUUUUUUUUCGUUUUUCAUCAAUUAUGUCGACAACCCUAAAUCCCUGCAAGCAUCUUUCUGAUUACAAGCUCAGGUAUGGCCUGAAAGGUUUCAAUAUGAUCCAAAAGUGGGUCAAAGCAAGCCCUUAUAGAAAAACCCUGAUGGAAAAAUCGAAAUCAGAGAUACCCAGAUGUAGUUUUUGUUGUGGGUAUGAAGGUAGAUUAUAUAUCUGUUUGAUCUGCUCAUCAAUGUCUUGUUCUUUGUCCCCAGAAUCAAAUCACGCCCUUUUGCAUACGCAAAAUCAGAUUGGGCAUGAGAUUGCUGUCGAUAUCCAAAGAUCUGAGCUGUAUUGUAUCGCUUGCGAUGAUCAGGUAUACGAUCCCGAUUUCGAUAGAGCCGUUAUGUGUGAGCAGAUUGUAGGAUUAGGAAAUGGGAAUCUUGAAGGUAUUAGAUCUAAUAUUAAGAGGAAACGAUUGAGUUCUGAGGCCGGAUUGAAUUCCGAUUUCAAGAAUCUGAAAAGGGUUACUGUUAGCGGCGGCGGUGAAUGGGAUCACGAUAGAAGGAUAUCGAAAUCUUGUUUUCCGGUGGGGUUGAGAGGCUUGAACAAUUUGGGCAACACGUGUUUCAUGAACUCUGUGUUGCAAGCAUUGCUUCAUGCUCCUCCUUUUAGAAAUUACUUCCUUAGUGGUAGACAUAACAAGGAUUCUUGCCGGAAAGCCUCUAACGACCGGUUUUGUUUAUCCUGUGACAUCGAGGUCAUCUUCUCCGCAGUGUUUUCCGGUGACCGGGCACCCUACAGUCCUGCUCAAUUCCUAUACAGUUGGUGGCGGCUUUCAGAAAAUCUUGCUUGUUACGAGCAACAAGAUGCUCAUGAAUUCUUCAUGUCAGUGCUCGAUCGGAUCCAUGAGAAAGAAGGGAAAACAAGAAACACAAGCAAAGGAGGAUCAACUUUCUGUCAAAUUAUUACAGAUAAUCCCGCCGGAGAUUGCCAUUGUGUAGUUCAUAGAGCGUUUUCUGGGUUACUGAGAUCCGACGUCACCUGCACAACCUGCGGUUUCACUUCCACUACCUACGAUCCAUGUGUAGACAUAUCUCUUGAUUUAAACACAAAUAUCGAUCAUACUCUUCAUAUCGCAAGUAACAAAGCACAAAAGUCAACAGACACCGGAAUUUCAACUUUGACUAGUUGCCUGGACCUUUUCACCCGGCCGGAAAAGUUGGGCUCCGACCAAAAACUAUUCUGCCAAAAUUGUCAAGAAAGACACGAAUCUGUUAAACAAAUGUCAAUCAGAAGACUCCCGUUAGUCUUAUGUUUACAUGUGAAACGAUUCGAACACUCUCUUGCAAGAAAAGCGUCACGAAAGAUCGACAGACAUUUACAGUUCCCGUUUUCUUUAGACAUGACGCCGUAUGUGUCGUCGUCGAUUGUCAGGAAAAGAUUUGGGAACCGGAUUUUUGCGUUUGAGGGGGACGAAUCGGACAUUUCAACAAAUUUUGAAGUUUUUGCUGUGAUUACUCAUUCGGGUAUGCUUGAAUCGGGUCAUUAUGUGACUUAUCUUCGGUUGAAUGAGCAAUGGUACAAGUGUGAUGAUGCAUGGAUCACGGAAGUCGAGGACGAAAUUGUCCGAUCAUCACAAAUUUACUUGGUGUUUUAUGUUCAGAAACCGAACGAGCAUAAAUCCGGCGAGGAUUCCGGUUGUCAUCUCCGGUCGGCUUCCGGCGAGUCCUAUAAGUCGGUUGCUGGUUGUUGCUGAAGAUGGAUGCAGUGUGGAAGGUGUUUCGUUAUGCUUUGAUCGGUUGUACCUUUGACUUUUGGUAAUCUGUUUGAGAAGUAUGGUGCAAAAUAAGGUCCAUUGAAAAACAGCCAUCAAUUUUAUUGGGUUGGGCUUUCUAACCUUCGUGUAUGUACAGAGUAAUUCUUUUGCUCGGAAAGUGAGAGGGUAUUUUUGGUAUUUUGCAUUUCUCUAACUUGGAAUCUCCUUUCCUAAUUGAUAAUUGAAGUUUUUACUUAAGUCCAA